This is a messenger RNA of Oryzias latipes (Japanese medaka), 3169 nucleotides long. It is a transcript of the gene usf2l, whose product is annotated as upstream transcription factor 2, c-fos interacting-like. Gene Ontology annotation, biological process: regulation of transcription by RNA polymerase II. The record is from RefSeq and is a predicted model, not a curated record. Lineage: Eukaryota; Metazoa; Chordata; Actinopteri; Beloniformes; Adrianichthyidae. Gene Ontology annotation, molecular function: protein dimerization activity; DNA-binding transcription factor activity, RNA polymerase II-specific; RNA polymerase II cis-regulatory region sequence-specific DNA binding.
CGCUGCUGCGCCAUCGCCGUGUCGAUGCGUUGAGGCACCGCACAGAUCAACCGCAGCUCUGCACGCGCUGCCUGCUGUCACCAGUGAACAGUGAGUCACCUCUGAACAGCCAGCGGCAGCGGCGGCCUCCAUUUUAACUUCGACACCGAGACAUACCUCACGUGUCCUGGGCUGUCUCUCUCACAUGACCCGAGUGUUUGUUCCCGUGAUCAGCACUUCCAUCUCCGCCUGUGUCACCGAAUAUCACUUUUUAUUCUCACCCUGAUGGAUAUGCUUGAACAGAGUCUGGACACCGCAAGCCAAGAAAAGCAAGAAGAAGAAGUUGUGCAAACUAGUGAAGACGGAACAGGGGAAGAGCAGGCGGCUGUGGCUAUAGCCAGUGUUCAGCAGGCGGCAGCAUUUGGUGACCAUAACAUCCAGUAUCAGUUUCGCACUGAGAGUGGCCAGGUUACGUAUCGUGUUGUCCAAGUGACUGACCAGCACCUGGAUGGGCGAGAUGAUGCUGGAGGAGCAGUGAGCGUUGUCUCCACAGCGUCUUUCACCGGGGCUCCUCAGGCUGUGGCUCAGGCUGUGAUCCAAAACCCUUUCAGCAAUGGAGGAAGCCCAGCAGGAGAGGCGGUGGGAGGGGAGACCCGCUUUGCUUACUUCCCUGCGACUGCGGUGAGCGACAGCACCGUGUCCGUGCAGGCCACCGCAGACCCCACGCUCACGCAAGCAGGGGGUCAGUUUUAUGUGAUGAUGACGCCCCCUGAUGUCCUCCAGACGGGAACGCCACGAACCAUCGCCCCACGCACGCAGCCAUACCCCGCAGAUGAAAACGAGCUGCUGCAGCAGGAAGGUUUAAACUGGAAAAUGGAUGGACCCCGAACGCCAAGAGAUGAAAGGAGAAGAGCACAGCAUAAUGAAGUUGAAAGACGAAGAAGAGACAAGAUCAACAACUGGAUUGUCACUCUUUCAAAGAUCAUCCCAGACUGCAAUAUGGACAGCACCAAGACUGGAGCAAGUAAAGGAGGCAUCUUGUCGAAAGCCUGCGACUACAUCCGAGAGCUCAGGCAAAGCAACCAGCGACUCCAGGAGAGUCUGAAGGAAGUGGAGAGGAUACAAAUGGACAAUGAGUUGUGCAGGCAGCAGAUUGAAGAACUGAAGAACGAAAACGCUCUGCUCCGAGCGCAGCUCCAGCAACACGGCAUCGAGAUGGUCGGAGAGACUCCGCCGCAGUAAACGAGGCAGAGAAAGGACGAGCGAGGAUCACCGCCACUCUGACAUGUAACUGACGCUGUGGAAAAGCGGGCGAGCUGAUUGGAAAAAAAAAAAGAAGAAAAAAAAAGGACUCGUGCAGACUCACUUUCUUUCUGCUGAUUGCCUCCUUCCCUGGGUUCCAAGGUCGCGAACUCCUCACCAGCCAUUUGUGGCUGCACUUGACUGUUCCAGACCUAUCCAGAUAACCACCCGUUGCAACUCGGUAGAAAUGUGCUCCAAGAAAAGAUGUCCACUCACCUCCAUCAGAGUGCUUCGCCAGCACUAGAUAAGAAACAGAACCUGUGCUGAACUUCCCCAUGUUUGUAUUUAUGUAGCCUCACUUUUGGACUGAGAUGCUCGCCAUCCAAGUUUGUUUCCUGUGGGUUCGUGUCUUCUCCCCGGUUCUUCGUUUUGCCCUAGUUUAUUGCUUUUAUUCUGUUUGUGUUUAUUGAGUUCUGUAUUAAUAUGUUGUUUUUAGCUCAUUUAAUUUAUUAGCCUGCUCGCUCACAGAAGCCUUGAUGGAGACCAGUUACAUCAAAUCUCUCGCACCUCCGAGAAUUCAGCGGAAUUUUAAGCGAGGAAACAUCAAAGUAUGCAAAUCAUGAUUCUAGAGAUGGAAAUAUUGUGACACAGAAAGCUUACCUACACCCAAAGACAGAGGAGGAGCUGUGCACGCCGCUUUGUGUAAAUACCACUCUCAUGUUUUUAGUACAGAUGUUACAGAAUGUUAAAGCAGAUGAUCUCUGGGAGUCAACAAUCAAUAACUCAUUAACUCCAUGAUGCCCUUUGACAUCAUAAUUACCAUAAAGUGUGUGUGCAAUCCUGAAGCAUGAUUUGAAAACAUAGACAGUGGUAUACUUGAAUCGAUGGGCAUUGCCUUGAUUGAAAACUCAAAAAAAAAAAAAAAAAAACAGUCACCUGAGAAGUCUAGAUGUUCUUUAAUUACAGGAGGACACCAGAAGUGUGGUUUAAAGACGUCUAACUCUGCACUUUGCUUUCUAGAGAGUAAUGUCAGGCCAACUUCUGCCAUAUUUCGGUACGCCGGGGUUUAUUUCCAUCAUUUGUUCAUGUGUGAUUUCUGCAGCACGCGUAAUGAUAAUACCAACAUGCUUCAUUUCCAGCUGUUUGCUCUAUUUUGGUAUCACAUCUCUUCAAAUGGAGCUCGGUGUGCCGCAGCGGCGGCGGCAGUGGGGGGGCACCCUGGAGAGCGGCGCUCAGAGACUCGCGGUGGAAGAGGAGCUCACAGAAAAGGCGGUGUUGCACUUUUUAUCUGAGCACAACUGCUUCUCUACGAAAAAGACUCAGUAGUUGAGAAGUGGGACACGUGGGGAUGAUCUCAUGUUUUCUUUCUCUCUCCUCCUCCUGCUAUAGGAAAACUAUAAUUGGGUGUAAAAGUCAAUGUUGACAUUGUUGAUGAGUUUGUGAAGGAGAAAAACACAACAUGUUUUUUUAUGCUCUGAGCAGCAUGGGGGUGGGGGGGUUGUUCUUCUUGUAUCAGCAGCUCAGGGUCCAGCAAAGCAAAAGAAACCCCCCAGACCCCGGCACAACCGCGGUUUUAUAUCUAAGACUCUCUAAGCCGACGGCUUUCAAAGUGUUGUUCUUCUGGAUUCCAACCAUAUAGGAAUGAUCUGUGGUCUAUCUAUCGAGGCUCCUUGCCAAAGUGAAAGAUACUGGUGCAGUAGACUUUUUUAAACCUCUGUUAAAGGGGAGCAGAGAAUGUAAAGAACUGCAUAUGAAAUUGCUGUGGAAGUCAAAAUGUACAUAAAUGAAGGGUCACUCAUGGCUAAUUCUUGUUCUCUUGCUUUUCUUUUUGAAAUAGCAGAGAAGAAGAAGAAGAAGAAGCUUCUCUGUGUAGCAGCCUCACUGUUCUCAGGUUAGAGACAUCUUUUCUAAAGAAAAUGGUGAAAAAUAAAACUCACUUAAUAAUGAU